AUGAGGCCUAUUGCCCUUCCCGAGAUGUUGCCUGAGGGUGAGGACACUGUCCCAACAGUUGCAGAGCUCUUUGAGCCAGAGGACACCCUGACAGAUGCAGGCAUCGGGGCAUCGGGGGCCCUUCCUUUGGGGCGUGCCGUUCUACCCGACCCUCUCACAUCCGACAGCGACGGCAUGGCCCUCGACCCAUUGCCCGAUCCCGACUUGUCUGAUGGCACUGGGGUAAGCCCCGCCAUAGGCUGCGCCGACCUCCCUGACCCACUAUCAUUGGACUCUGAUGGCAUGGGACUGGAGGUCCCCUCAAUUAAUGUGGACAGCAAAGGUGAUACCAAGGAGGAUGACAGCAGCAACAGCGACAUUGGGGUACCACCAGCACCUGAGAUCAUCGACCUGACACGCGUCGACUCCUCAGAUGUGGAGGACGACGGCACCGACAGCAACUUUUCGGGUGUGCCGGCCCCUGAAAUUAUUGACCUGACACAUGUCGACGAUGAUGUGGUUUUCGAGGACGACAGUGGGGAUGAUGGGCAGUACGAGGAGGGUGAAUUUGAAGAUGAUGACAAGGCCAACGGAGAAGGGGGACUAGGUGCGCAAAUAUUAAUGGCACUUUUUUCUGGCCAAUUUAGCGCAGGACACCAGGAGACUGAAGAUGAGCCAGAUGGCACCAGCAACACCAUCACGCUGGCAGUCACCCAAUUGCUGAUCCCCACUGUCGGCCCUGCCGCCAUUUAA
Molecule: messenger RNA, 732 nt
Organism: Cyclocybe aegerita
Lineage: Eukaryota; Fungi; Basidiomycota; Agaricomycetes; Agaricales; Hemipholiotaceae
Source: the annotation of a GenBank genome assembly